Salvia hispanica is the source of this 2656-nucleotide messenger RNA. RefSeq names its product glutamate receptor 2.9-like. The record is from RefSeq and is a predicted model, not a curated record. Gene Ontology annotation, molecular function: ligand-gated monoatomic ion channel activity. Lineage: Eukaryota; Viridiplantae; Streptophyta; Magnoliopsida; Lamiales; Lamiaceae. Gene Ontology annotation, cellular component: membrane.
CCUUGGUCGGGAAUGCAUACUCUCCACCUCUUACUGUUUUUGACAUGCUGGUUGGUGGACUCGACGAGUUCGUUGAAAUCCGCUGUAUGUCCGGAGCUGCUGCCACACGGGGCCAAUGUGAACGUGGGAGUAAUCAUCGAUGAGAGUACGAGAAUCGGGAAAGAGCAGAAGAUAGCCAUGGAAAUGGCUGCCAAAGAUUUGAGCCAUUGUUUGAACUUGGUUUUGCACAUCAAAGAUUUACAUGGUAAUUCAGCUCUUGCUGCUUCUGCUGCACUGGAUCUCAUAAACCACAAACACAUCAACACGAUCAUUGGAACCCUAACCCCUGAACAAGCCUCACUCCUCUCCCACCUCAAAACCCCACCACCCAUCAUCUCCCUCUCCCCAGCCGCCUCACCUCCACCGCAACCUCCCCCGUCCUUCAACCAGAUGACCCUCCCCGCGGUCCACCAAAUCCGAUGCAUCGCCUCCCUCAUCGCCCAUUUCCACUGGAAAAACCUCAUCUCCAUCUCCCAAGACCCAACCCUCUUCCUCCCCCUCUCCCACGCUCUCCACGCCCUCGACAUCUCCAUCGAGCCCCACACCACCACCGCCACAUCCAUCGAGAGCGAGCUAACAAAGAUGAUCGGCGCCACCAACUCGAGGAUCUUCGUCGUCAUGCAUUGCUCUCUCGAAUUCGCUGCGAUCUUGUUCGAGAGAGCUCGGGUUUUGGGAUUGAUGGAGAAGGGCUUCGUCUGGAUCGUCGCGGAGGAGAUCUCGAAUCUUCUAGAUUCCGCCGAUUCAUCGCUUUUACUCAACAUGGAAGGAGUUCUUGCUAUAAAAUCAGAUUAUUCAUCUAAUCACAACAAUCUCAAAGCGUUUAAAUCCAAAUUCAGAAGAAAAUUCGAAUCCAAUUUUCCAUCAGAAGAGAAUCCAACACCGAGCAUUUACGCACUCCGCGCCUACGACGCCAUCUUCGCCGGCGCCGGCGCCGGCGAAGAUUUCAAAGGCCUGAGUGGAAAAUUAAUCUUCAAAAACGGCUUCCUCUCGCAAAAUCCGGUUUUCCACAUUGUGAAUGUGAUCGGCAAGAGCUACAGAGAAGUGGCGGUGUGGUCGCCGGAGUUGGGCAUCUCCGGCGACAGAGGACUGAGCUCGAUCUUCUGGCCGGGCGGAGAGCGUACGGUUCCGAGAGGGUGGAGCUUGGGGAGCAGAGAGAGGCCGUUGAGGAUUGGGGUUCCGGCUAGAGGCGCGUUUAAUCAGUUCGUGAAGGUCAUGUACGAUACUGGCCGGAAUUCGGCUCGGAUCACCGGAUUUUCGAUCGAGGUUUUCGAAGCGGCGGUGAAGAAACUGCCGUAUGAUCUUCACUAUGUUUUAGUUCCCUAUUAUGGGUCCUAUGAUGAAAUGGUUGCCCAAGUUCACAACAAGAGCUUGGAUGCAGCAGUAGGUGACACAGAAAUAAUGGCAGAUCGGUACGUUUACGCCGAGUUUUCGCAGCCUUACAUAGAGUCGGGGCUGGUGAUGGUGGUGACGGCGAAACCCGGCCUUAAAGACUCCAAAUUCAUAGCUGUGUAUCCCUUCACCAAGAUGAUGUGGCUGAAGCUCGCUGCCAUCAGCACGGCCACCGGAUUCGUCAUCUGGUUCAGCGAAUUCGCCACCGGCAACGACCAAUUCACUUGCGACUCUAUUCCCCAAACCAUUUGCUCCAUUCUCUGGCUCUCAGUCACUAUAAUACCCUUGUCACAGAGAGAGAACAUCAAGAACUCAACAACAAAGCUAGUGCUGGCGGUGUGGAUAUGUGUGAUUUUCGUGGUCGGGACAAGUUUCACGGCUGUCCUGACCACGAUGAUGACCGUUCCGAGAUUGGAGCCAUCUGUGAGGGAGAUAGACUUUUUGAGGAAUUCCAAUGCAGCUGUAGGAUGCAAUGGCAAUUCCUUCAUCUGUCGUUAUCUUAUCAGUGUCCUAAAUUUCAACCCAAACAAUGUCAAGCCUGUCAACUCCAUUGAUGAGUAUCCACGACUUUUCGAUAAUGGCGAGAUCAAAGCCGCUUUCUUUGUCGCGCCACAUGCCAAGGUGUUCCUCGCCAAGUAUUGCAACGGCUACAUUGUAUCGGGGCCUAGUUUCAAACUAGGUGGCUUUGGAUUUGUAUUCCAAAAGGGGUCUCCAUUAGCAAUCGAUAUAUCAGAAGCAAUACUAAAAGUAUCACAGAGUGGACAUGUUGACACAUUGGAGCAGAACAUGCUCCAUCACUCCAACUGCACUUCGUCGUUGGCAUCCUCGCAGAAGGCGGCUGACGACAUAAGAUUAGGCCCCGGGCCUUUCUCUGGCUUGUUCUUCAUCCUAGGUUGCAUCCUAGGGUUGGCAUUCGUCGUUGCAGUCGUUCGUUUGGCGAGGGCGAGGUGGACCAGUGUUCGUGAUGCGGUGUGGGUUUCAAUGGUAGUGAUCAGAGAGUGUUGCGCAAGGUUUCGCCCUACAUGUUUCGGUGUUCGUCAUGAGCUGAAUUCGGGCCGUGCCAUAGAUGUUACAUCCUGUGAAAUACGCAAGUGACAAAGUAUCGACUGGUUGUGAUUUGUAUCUUUACAUCUAUGCCUAAGUGUGCUUGUAUAUAAUUUUUGUUUCAAGAUGUAAGAAAAUGAACGUUUUCUUGCUUUGGCGAAUGCAUAAUAUGCUCUCACCCUUA